AUGCAGUCCCGAUUGAUGCCGUCCACCAACUCUGGCCGGCGCUGGGCUAUGCGCAGCCCGGUCCCCAGAUCCAUGCGUCGAACAUUCGCUACCUCCCGCGUCAUCUUGAGCCAGGCCUUCCAUUCCCAGCUGGAUGACCCUGCUGCCGCCGCCCUUUUCUCGUCGCUGCGGACCUCUAAGGCCACACCCCAAACCCUCACCGAAAAGAUUGUACAGCAAUACUCCGUCGGCCUAGCCAAGGACAAAUUUGUGAAGUCCGGCGACUAUGUCACCAUCUCUCCCCAUCGCUGUAUGACCCACGACAACUCGUGGCCCGUAGCACUGAAGUUCAUGUCCAUUGGCGCUUCCAAACUGCACGACCCGAGCCAGAUCGUCAUGACCCUCGAUCACGACGUACAGAACAAGUCCGAGAAGAACCUGCAGAAGUACCAGCAAAUUGAGAGCUUUGCUAAGCUGCACGGUGUCGAGUUCUACCCGGCCGGCCGAGGAAUUGGUCAUCAGAUUAUGGUCGAAGAGGGAUUCGCCUGGCCCGGUACAUUGGUCGUGGCCUCGGAUAGCCACAGUAACAUGUACGGCGGUGUCGGUUGUCUAGGUACCCCCAUUGUGCGUACCGAUGGCGCCAGUAUCUGGGCGACUGGUAAGACUUGGUGGCAGAUUCCCCCGGUGGCUAGGGUCAACCUAUCCGGAGUUUUGCCCCCUGGUGUUACUGGUAAGGAUGUGAUUGUUGCUCUUUGCGGACUCUUUGGCAAGGAUGACGUUUUGAACCACGCUAUUGAGUUUACCGGUUCUGAGGAGGCCAUGUGGAGUCUCUCUGUAGACGACCGUCUGACCAUUGCCAACAUGACCACUGAAUGGGGUGCUUUGUCCGGAUUGUUCCCUCUUGAUGGCGUUCUUAAAGGCUGGUUAAAGGCGAAGGCUACUACUGCCGCUAUGGGCUUGGCUGACGGUCCCUAUAAGACCAAGGCCGCUGAGCGAUUCACUCACCCCAUCUUGGACGAGCUCUUCGCCAACCCUCUCAUUGCGGACAAGGGUGCUAAGUACGCCAAGGAGCUCUACUUGAACCUAUCUUCCCUUACCCCUUAUGUGUCCGGUCCCAACUCGGUCAAGGUCGCGACUCCUCUUAGCGAGUUGGAGGCUGCCAACAUCCCCGUCAACAAGGCCUACCUCGUCUCUUGCACCAACUCGCGUGCAUCAGAUAUUGCUGCCGCGGCCCGUGUGUUCAAGGAAGCCGCCGAGAAGAACGAUGGCAAAAUUCCUAAGAUUGCAGACGGUGUUCAGUUCUACAUUGCUGCUGCUUCUAUUCCCGAGCAGAUCGCCGCCGAGGAGGCCGGUGACUGGCAGGUUCUUCUCGAUGCCGGAGCUACUACUCUCCCGGCUGGCUGUGGUCCCUGCAUUGGUCUCGGUACCGGUCUGCUCGAGCCUGGCGAGGUUGGUAUCAGUGCUUCCAACCGUAACUUCAAGGGCCGCAUGGGUAGCACCGACGCCAAGGCCUACCUGGGCAGCCCCGAAGUCGUUGCUGCCAGUGCCCUGAGCGGAAAGCUCUCCGGCCCCGGCUGGUACAAGUCCCCUGAGGGCUGGACCGGCGUUGUUCGUGGGGAGGGUGACGGCAUCAAGGAAGAAGACCGCAUGCUCACCAUGGACGAGCAGCUGGAGAAGAUCAUCGGUCAGCUCGAUGACAUCGUGGCUGACGGCGAGAAGAAGUUCGCCCCUGAGCCUACUGCUGACGCUGCGGUGGAAGAGGCUCCUUCCGAGGGUGCCUUGACUGAUGUGUACCCUGGGUUCCCCGAGCGUGUCUCCGGCGAGAUUGUUUUCUGUGACGGAGAUAACAUCAACACCGACGGUAUCUACCCCGGCAAGUACACCUACCAAGAUAACGUCCCCGUGGAGACCAUGGCCCAGGUCUGUAUGUCCAACUACGACACCGAGUUCUCAACUCUCGCCAAGCCCGGCGACAUCCUGGUCACUGGCUACAACUUCGGCUGCGGUAGCUCUCGUGAGCAAGCCGCCACUGCUAUUCUGGCCAAGCAGAUCCCUCUCGUCGUGGCCGGUAGCUUCGGCAACAUCUUCUCGCGUAACUCUAUCAACAACGCCCUGAUGGGUCUCGAGAUUCCCCGCCUGAUCAGCCGACUCCGCGAGACCUUCGGCGAUGACAAGGCGCUUACCCGCCGUACCGGCUGGACCCUGACCUGGAAUGUGCGUCGCAGCCAGAUUGAGGUGCAGGAGGGCGAGGGCGGUGCCAAAUGGACUCACAAGGUCGGCGAGCUGCCCCCAAACGUGCAGGAGAUCAUCGCCAAAGGUGGCCUGGAGAAGUGGGUCAAGAACGCCAUCGAGGCUUAA
Molecule: messenger RNA, 2337 nt
Organism: Penicillium atrosanguineum
Lineage: Eukaryota; Fungi; Ascomycota; Eurotiomycetes; Eurotiales; Aspergillaceae
Gene: lysF
Product: homoaconitase LysF
Exons: 1
Coding region: 1-2337 (778 amino acids)
Biological process (GO): L-lysine biosynthetic process
Molecular function (GO): homoaconitate hydratase activity; 4 iron, 4 sulfur cluster binding
Source: RefSeq, a predicted model, not a curated record